Callorhinchus milii (elephant shark) is the source of this 2910-nucleotide messenger RNA. Its product is annotated as neuroepithelial cell-transforming gene 1 protein. Lineage: Eukaryota; Metazoa; Chordata; Chondrichthyes; Chimaeriformes; Callorhinchidae. Gene Ontology annotation, molecular function: guanyl-nucleotide exchange factor activity. The record is from RefSeq and is a predicted model, not a curated record. Bases 126 to 1865 code for a protein of 579 amino acids. Gene Ontology annotation, biological process: positive regulation of Rho protein signal transduction; intracellular signal transduction. The transcript has 10 exons.
AUGUGACUGCUGGUAGACUGCAGCCCACACAGUACAGAGAUUGAUCGCAAGGGCGAACGAUCGGAGUGCCUCGUGCACUCUAACCCAAGCUUUUUGGUCGGGUUAUCUGGGAACUUUUACAAAGUAUGGUCGCUUUCGACGAGAUCCAAAACUUUCUGCCGACUAAAAGGGCGAUUGCGGUGGUAGAUGUUCAGUCACAGAUCUCGACCACAAAGGAAUUGGAGGAGCCAAGCAACAAACGGGUUCGACCCUUGUCACGAGUGACAUCUUUGGCAAAUUUAAUAUCUCCUGCAAAAAAUGGAGCAGUCAGGCGAUUUGGCCAAACACUACAGAGAUCCAUCAUAUUCCGCAGUGACAACAAAUCUCCAACUUCCUCCCAAAAAUCUUGCAGCAAAGCUGCACCAACCCCACCCAAGAGACGCAACAGCAAACUCUGGUCAGAGACUUUAGACAUCAGCAUGAAGAAAAACCUUUCUUCAAAGGAAAUCAAACGGCAAGAGGCUAUAUUUGAGCUGUCUCGAGGCGAACAGGAUUUGAUUGAAGAUCUAAAAUUAGCGAGAAAGGCCUAUCACGACCCUAUGCUCAAGUUGUCCAUCAUGACCGAAGACGAACUCACGCAAAUAUUUGGAGCUCUUGAUUCGUACAUCCCUAUGCACGAAGAUCUUUUGAGCAGACUUCGAGAAGCUACCAAAGAAGAUGGAUCAAUAGAACAAAUUGGUCACAUACUUGUGAACUGGUUACCACGACUUAACGAAUACAGAGGCUACUGUAGCAACCAGCUUGCGGCAAAAGCACUCUUAGAUCAAAAGAAACAGGACAAGCGAGUGCAGGAUUUCCUUCAGCGCUGCCUCGAGUCGCCCUUCAGCAGGAAGCUUGAUCUUUGGAGUUUCCUGGACAUUCCCCGUAGUCGAUUGGUCAAAUAUCCCCUGUUGCUCAAAGAGAUCCUGCGACAUACACCCAGUGUGCACUCCGACCAACAAAGCUUGGAGACUGCAAUUGCCAUUAUCCAAGGAGUUCUGUCCGACAUCAAUGUGAAGAAGGGAGAGUCUGAUUGCCAAUAUUACAUCGACAAGCUGGAUUAUCUUGAUGAUCGACAAAAGGAUCCUCGAAUUGAGAAUAGCAAGACAUUGCUUUGCCAUGGGGAGCUGCGAAACAACCGUGGAACGAAACUCUACGUCUUCCUAUUCCAAGAAAUCCUGGUGAUGACCCGCCCGGUGUCCCGCAAUGACCGCCAAUGUUACCAGGUUUACCGUCAGCCCAUUCCUGUCCAAGACCUUCUCCUCGAGGAUCUUCAGGAUGGAGACACCAAAAUGGGAGGUUCCUUCAGAGGUGCUUUUACCAACUCGGACAAGGCUAAAAACAUCUUUCGAGUACGUUUCCGGCAAUCCACCCAAGGGCAGUCCUCCCACACGCUGCAAGCCAAUGACAUUUACAACAAACAACAGUGGCUGAAUUGCCUCCGAAAUGCAAUGUCUGUCUAUCAGACCCUGCCUUCUCCGACAGACCAUAAGGAGCUCUUCGAGUUGAACGAAGAGUCUGAGCAAGGCUCGCCCCAGCCAGCUGAUCCUACACUGGAGAGGUGUUCCCCCAGCUUUCCUAAAGAGAGACAAUCCCCCAUUCUCACUGAAGGGAGUCAGUCACCCACCUCUACCGAGGGGAGGAGAUCACCCAGCCUGUCUGACAGGAUGGAAUUGGCAGAUAGCGGCUCAGAGACUGGCUCUAACAUGGACACAAGCGAAUCUGAACCAAGUAGCCUGCGAAGCAGCAUAGAGAUUGAGGAAAUCGAGCACUGCAAUCCCGUGUCAGAGCAAAUCCUGGGAGAUACUGAGCAACCAGAGCCAGCGAGAGCAGGAAAGUUAGUGUAAGAGACUUGCCGUUGCUCAGGUCAAGGACUGUGUAUUUAUAUUUCUGUACAGUGUUUAAACUGUGGUGUAGCAGCAGGAUUAAGUUACUAAUCUUGUUCCUUGUGUGUAUUUUUUAUUUGUUUCAUGGCAGCUACUAAAUGCAAUGAGCUUUGCUGAAACCACUCUGGUUACUUUCCAAAGUGACAUCUCUUAAUAAGCCAAUGGUUUGUUUAAUUAUUGGGUUACUGAACUGCCAACAGAUUCAUGUCUAAGAAUCUAAUAGUUAGUUCUGUAAAUGGAAUUCGCUGUCUUUCCAUUAUUUUUGUAUUGUACAUUCCCUCAUCCUCUGUCUUUGCUGCAGGUAUUUUCUUGUUAAUAUUUUUCUCUGCAGCUUAAAAGAAUUUGUAUUUUGGUUCUUUUGGCAAAAAGUGAAACCGAGUGCAAGAUUAUUUAGAGGAAGAUAUUUAGCAAGUUCACAAACAUAAAGUACUUUUUGAUUUAUUAUGCGGAUAUGUUUAAAUCUAUACAUUUGACGAGACAAUAAGUGUAACUCAAUUCAGUUGUGUAUUUGAGCCAUUCAUUCCUAUGAUUGAUUUGUAGAUCAUUCACCCGCUGUUUCAUCUUGUGAGGUCUUUAUUAAUGCAAGCAUGUUUUUUAUAUAUAAAAAUGUGUGCUUCUGACUACUGUGGAAAAAUUGCCAAGGAAAGUUUUGAUGGAUAGUGGGACGUUGCAGAAGGGUAGUGCAAGAGUAAGUGAGAAGGUUUGCGUUGGGGUUUAUUUUAGCAAGAGUAAGUUAGGGAUGACGGUUGCAUUUGAGAUAGUCACCAAAUGGUUGGUGAGAAUGUUAUCCGCAUCCCUAUAAGGAGAGAUUUUGUGACAUGAAAAGAGACAAGUAUGUAUUGUGAAAUGAGCGAUGGAAGAGAAACCAAUAGUUGUAUGAAUAAUGCACGGGGACAAGGUGGCAAAUGUAAAGAAAAAAGGGAAAUAUUGAAACUGGGCAUUUCUCUGAUGUAUAGAUUAUUGGACCUAAAUAAGUACAAUAAAACUGGAAAAUCUUAGCCUGCAA